Messenger RNA from Cyprinus carpio (common carp), 5160 nucleotides. Its product is annotated as homeobox protein SIX4-like. NCBI's taxonomy places the organism in Eukaryota, Metazoa, Chordata, Actinopteri, Cypriniformes, Cyprinidae. Gene Ontology annotation, cellular component: nucleus; transcription regulator complex. The record is from RefSeq and is a predicted model, not a curated record. Gene Ontology annotation, molecular function: RNA polymerase II cis-regulatory region sequence-specific DNA binding; DNA-binding transcription factor activity, RNA polymerase II-specific. Gene Ontology annotation, biological process: regulation of transcription by RNA polymerase II.
CGGCUGAGUGACAGCCUCAUUUCAGUGUGUUCGCCUUGAAGCUGCGUUCGCCCCGCCCCUUUCGAAAUUUCGUGUAGCCAAUCAUGCGUGUCCCCCUCAAACUAUCGGGCUGAGGAGUCACGCUGCUGGAGCGAAAGGGGAAAAGACACCCGAUAUCACUCGCAUGGCGCACGGGUAACCGGAUCAGUUUUGGGCAGAAACGAGGCGGGGUGACGGACUAAAGGAAUCUGAGGUGAAGAAUAAAAGCAAUGUCUGUUUCCUCUUGUGAAGUGACAGUGGCAGGCGAGAUCAAAAAGGAAAAUGUAAAGUACGCGGAGCCCCUCGAGAGCUCCACGGACAGUCGGGGGCACGUCAAACUCCUGAUUCUGGACACUCCAGUGGCCAACGGGAUGCUCGUCAGGCAGCAGCAGACCUCUCCUUUGGAGCGCAAGAUGCCCAUGGACUCUUUGUCUUCGCACACUUCACCCACAGCAGCCGCGACCUCUUUGGCUUUCUCACCGGAGCAAGUUGCAUGUGUUUGCGAGGCGCUUCAGCAGGGGGGCAACGUGGAUCGACUCGCCCGGUUUCUUUGGUCUCUCCCGCAGAGCGACUUACUGCGCGGGAAUGAGAGUAUCCUUCGCGCUCAGGCGCUGGUGGCUUUCCACCAGGCGCGUUACCAGGAGCUUUACAGCAUCUUGGAGAGCCACAGUUUCAGCCCCUCAUGCCACUCUGCCCUGCAGGACUUAUGGUACAAAGCCCGGUACACGGAGGCGGAGAAGGCCCGCGGUAGACCACUGGGCGCAGUGGAUAAAUAUCGCCUGCGACGUAAGUUUCCGCUGCCCCGGACCAUCUGGGAUGGAGAGGAGACGGUAUACUGCUUCAAAGAGCGCUCCAGGAACGCGCUGAAGGACCUCUAUAAGCAGAACCGGUACCCGUCCCCAGCCGAGAAAAGGAAUCUGGCCAAGAUCACAGGACUGUCCCUCACACAGGUCAGCAACUGGUUCAAAAACAAGAGGCAGAGAGAUAGAAACCCGUCAGAGGCGCAGUCCAAAAGUGAGUCAGAUGGAAAUCACAGUACGGAGGAUGAGAGCAGUAAAGGUAGGGAGUCUCUGUCCCCGUGCCCAAUGUCAACGUGUGCUGAUGGGACCAUGGGUAAUGCAAUUCUUCCUCUCUGCUCUGGAGCUCUGGAGGCCGGGGUCAUUGUCCAGCAGGCUGGAGACAGCAGGACCUCUGUCUCGCCACCGUCCGUCAUCUUUAACAGAGUCUCAGUCAACACUCCCACCUCUGUUUUCCACAACGGCACCCCUUCCUUUCUCUCCACCACAGGACAUGUCCUGUUCAGUGGCAUGAACUUGGGACUCCAGUCCCUAGCUUGCAGAUCAACAGCAGAUGUGGAGAUGGAUGGUACAGGACAAAUUAAAGGGGUAACAGCAGAUCCUGCGCUGGCGUACCCCUCAUUUCACUGCAAUGGGAAUGGGACAGACACAGAGGUGAAAGCAGAGGAUGUGAGGCAGGAUGUGUCGGUCCAGGACCAGACCACGUCCAUUAGCUCAGCAUUCACUGUCACCCCAUCCAACGGCUUGCAGCUUGAAGGUUACAACUUGGUUCCUGAAGGCAAUGGGACCUCGCUACUUAGUAACAAGGUGGCACUUCCUCCCUUGCAACUCUCAUCAUCUUCUUCACCCUCAUCAGUCACACAAGGCGUUGCUGAUGGCAGUUCUCCCACAGGUCUGUGCCACAACCAGGUGGAGAGACAGGACAGGCUGCAGCUGACCCCUCUUGAGUCCAGCACAGCACUCUACAGUCUAAGCUGCAUUCACACACUGUCUGCCGUGAAGAAGGAACCUUUGGAGACUCCUGAUAGAUACCUUUACCACCUGGGUUACAGUCCUGACCCCACCCACAGCUCCCCCACCACACUUAACACCACCAUUUCAACCACCCAGCAAGACUACACCACUCUCACAGUGAGCGCACCCUUACUCGCCCAAACAGACCUUACUAGUGAGUUCAGAGGUCAUGAUGCCCAGAUGACCUCAAACCUAAAUGGAGACUUCCUAUGUGCAGUUUCAGAGGGAGGGAAGGGAGAGAUGAGAGAAGUGGAGGAUGAAGGGGGAAAACAACUGACAAAACUAAAAACAGUGCAUAUAGAGGAAGAGAUGACUGACCUCUGAAUGUGGAGAAGUGGAGAAGGAGGUAAAAUACUUUUUUACAGAAAAUCACAACAUUAUUUUGAAUUAUUGAUUGAGGGUUUUUUUAUGUUUUCAGCCUCUGAAUGUUUUGUAUUAUUCUGAAUUAUUUUGGCAAAUCUGUCACUUGCUUUGACUCCAGUUUGAUUUGGAGAAUCUAUGCAAAGUCUGGAGAACAUUUGGAGAACUUUUUUUUCCCCUCUUUCUCUCUAUUUCCAUUGUGUAUAACAGGGAUAUUCAAACUGGGGUCCAGGGACCAUCAGAGGUCCAUGUGAUUUUGCUAGGGGGUCCGUGGAAAAAUUUACCAAAAAUAUAGUAAUAUAAAUAAAUUAAUUACAUAAAUAAAUAAAUAAAUAAAUAAUUGGCAUCAUUAUUGUUUAAUUCUGGCUGAAAAUCCAGAGAUUAAUUACAAUUAUUUUAUUUUUUGAAUUAUUUUAUUCCUUGUUUCUCUACUUCUAACAAAACUGUUAUGUAGAAAAAAGACACAAGAAACAGAGUAACAUAAAAUAAACUUUUAUGAAAAUAUUUUCCAGAUAAUAUUAUAAACACAAUUAAAAUAUAUUUAUAUUUUUCACAGGAGAAACUGGAUCUUUAUACACAAACAUAAGUAACUGCCUUUUGUAUCUUAGGAAUGGGCUCCCUUGGAAGGGAAUAACCAUGGGAGUCCAAGGUAUCAAAAAUUUUUAAAACCUCUGGUAUGUAAAAGAAGAAUAUUUUUUUCAUAUUUGCCUCCAUAUCCCUUCCAUCAAUCAUUUCAUACUAUUUUAAGUGUUUUCAUGAAUUUUUGAGCUACAGGUACUAGACAGCUUUUAUUUUCUCUCUGUCACUCACUCUAUCUCUCUUCCUCUCACACUGGGGAGUGUAGACGUAUGUGUGUUUUAUGAGAGUCACCUGCUAGUUUCUGCCAAGAAGAGUUGAGUUUAGCAGACAGGUGGACAUCUGGUCAUGUGUCAUCUGAGUCAAACCCUUAAAGGUCACCCCGCUAUGGAAACACACAUGCACAGACACACUUUAUUCCCAUGCAGAUUUAAAAUGCUAAAUCCAUGACAAUAUUUGUGGCAUUGUCAUAGUCAUUACAUUGCCUACAGCUUCCGAUUACAUUAAUAAUAGGCAAAUAAUAUGCAUUGUAGACAAACAACACCAAUAUCAAUACAAAUACAAAAUGUUUGCUUAUACAAAUUAAGGGAUGAGUCAGAAUGGUUGGUAAUCGACUGCUUGUCACAGAUGCUGUAACAGAUGUUGUACGACUGUCAAAGUUUAGGUUUAGUUUAUUAUCUGUGCACAAAAUAUGCUAAGAACUACUUGUUUAAUUUGAGAUGCAAACCGUUUUGAGACCAAAAUAUGGGUAACUUAAAACUUCAGGUCAUUUAAAAUAGUGAAAGCAAUUGUUUUCCUAAAGGAUUUGAUUAAACUCACCAUCCGUGUUUUGCAAUGAACCAUCCCUGCAAGCAUACAAUGAGAAUUUUCUGUCAAACCUGAAUAUCACCUAAAAAGCAAUAGUAAGCAAUAAGAAAAAUCAAGCUUUUAAUUUAUACUGUAUAUUAAACUAAAAACAUCUGAAAAUAUAUUAAAAAGACUUGUCAGAACAGUUGUAAAUGUAAAAAAUAAUAUAUGAUUGUGUAUGUGUGUGAGUUUGUAUAUGGAAGAGUCUGUGUGUGCAUUUACAGUUGGUUUUUUUUUUCCAGUUUGUUCUUUGUUUGUGCCUUCUUGCUUUCUUAAACUCAGCACUUAGUUGGUCUUCAGGUUCCCUGUUUUUUUUUUUUUUUAUUAUUGUUAUUGGUGCUGGUUUGACAUCUGCAGUAUUUAACUCCAUGAUGAAAGCUAUGCAGCCAUUCUGGGAAUGAGAAAUGAUUUUAAAAAAUGACAGAUAAUGAAUGAAAAGUUUCCUAAAGGGUUAUACGAAAUUAAAAGGAUAUAGGUGCAAAAUGAGCUAAUGUAUGGCUGUAAAUGUAUGAGCAAAAAGCAAAACAGCCUUGUGAAUAAUAUUUUAGCAUGAACAAAAAUGUUCAAGUUAUGAUAUAUUUUUCUAAAAAAAAAAAAAAAAGAAGAAGAAGAAGCACAAAGUGUGAUUCAUUAAAAAUUUAUACUGGAAAAACAGCCUCAAUCGAGUGAUUUCAUUCAUGACUGAAAGAUGUUGUAAACUUUCGACAUAGAUUUGUUUGCAUUUACGUGUUAUGUCUACAGAGGAUGUUAAAUAUUCAGACGGACAGGAAACAUGCGAAUAAAAAGAUUUAAGUAGCCAGGGAGGGGAGGGAAACAGAGACCUGAUACAAAAAGGCCAGGCAGGGUGCUGGAAAAUCAGCAGUGAUCGUUUGCACAUGCCUGGUGGUCUGGAGCUUGUUAGCAAGCUGCUCUUGUCUCAGACUCCUAAAUUCAAAUAAACAGGAGGGCGAUUUCUGGAGGCCCUGCCGUCUCCUGUUUUAGGGCGGUGGGGUAUCCAGAAGGAGGUAGAGAAACAGCCAGAUAAAUUCUCUCUGAUUUGUAAAUGACUCUUACAGAUGGCAUUGUGUGAAUCUAAGACACAAUGCUUCUGGAUUAAAGGAAUAGUUAACCCUGAAAUUAAAGUUUUCUUACCUUUGCAUCCACGCUCAUCAGUGGAUCUUCUGCAGUGAAUGGGUGCUGUCAGAAUGAGAGUCCAAACAGCUGAUAAAAACAUCACAAUAAUUCACAAGUAACCCACACAACUCCAGUCCAUCAAGUAAUGUAUUUUGAAGUGGAAAGCUGCAUGUUUGAAAGAAAACGUUGAUAAACUGUUAAACCAUUGUUUCUGGUUAAAAUAUACCAGUCCAUAAUCCAUAAUAACAAUUCCUCCACUUAAAAAGUCCAUCCCAUGUUGUCCUCUCACUUCAAAAUCCACUAACAUAUGCAUUUAGUUGCUUGUGCUGAACAAUUUAAAGUUAAAAAUCUCUUAAUGGUGGAUUUAUUACACACAUCCAACUUUUCACUUCACAAAAGCCAUCUCAAUUACUUGUGAUGUUUUUAUCCACUUUUU